GAUCUUACACACCGAACUGACUUAUUUAAUCUUCUGGUUACCUGCAUCACGCGCCCAGCACCAACCUAUGCGGACAACUCUUGCGUGCCCAUUGCUAAUAUGGCUGGUGCUCCUACUUCUUCAAUAAGUUGUACAGCACAAUCGGGGCACACUCCAGGGGAACCUGACGACUUAAAACCAAUAGCUGCAACUGCAUUGGGCCGCCUCAUUUCUAGCGGAAGUGGGGUCAGUUCUAGUGGUUGCAGCCUCUUGCCAGCAUUGAUGGAAUAUCUCUUUCGAUCAGCCGCUUCAUCUAAUCAGCCCUCUCCAAUUGCUGCAUCCCCUUAUUCUUCCGGGCAUCAGCAGCAUCAAUUCUAUUAUGUACUUCAGGCCCUUAAAGAGAUAUAA
Messenger RNA from Protopolystoma xenopodis, 387 nucleotides. NCBI's taxonomy places the organism in Eukaryota, Metazoa, Platyhelminthes, Monogenea, Polystomatidea, Polystomatidae. The record is from the annotation of a GenBank genome assembly.